AUGUUCCCUCCUUCCCUCCGACUUCCAGCCACCGUCGUCCAAAUCAAGCCCGACAUGCACGUUACUGGUGGGGCAUUCGGGGAUGUGUAUCGUGUACCUUGGACUAUUGCGUCCCACGGGGAUGGGGUGCGAGCAACGGGAUGGUGGGAAGAGGGGCGGACGGGUGCAGUUGCAGUCAAACUCCCUCGUUCCUCUGUUCUCAACCGACGGAAGGUUCUCUGCCGUACUAUCCGUGAAGCUCUCACAUGGUCAAUCAUUGAGCACGAGAAUGUCAUCCCUUUGCUCGGGAUUUCUCUCGCCCUCAACUCCAACGGCUCUGCCUCGUCUCGGAAUGGAUGGCCAACGGGAACAUGCUCGCCUACCUCUCCCGUCUCCUGGGUUCACCCGAAUGGCGCGCUCCACCCCUCUCCACACUGUUCUUCGUUCUGUCUUAUGAAUCCGCCGGCUCGCAUCCGCGAGAACGAGCGCGCUUCUGCCCUCCACCAAAUCCAAACCAGGCAGAGGAAGCGCCUACAAAUGGAAGUUAAGAAAGCUGGCAGGGGAAGGGCUUACUAUGUGGUCAACGAUGAUGUAGCAUUCGUACAAAUGCCACGAAAUGCUGGAUCAAGAGUGCGUGGGCCGAGACCUAACCCAAGCACACAGCGUCUGGAUGCUGCUACUUCAGCGAGCCCAGCCUUGGGUCCUGUCAAGGCUAGAGUGAGGCAUGGAAGGUCAUGUUCUGCGGAGCUCUCUAAGCGGCCCGACAAGAGGAACUCAGCGGCACCUCGAACCGGCAGCAGUGUGGCAACCGACCAAGGAAGCAAGCCAGCGAACCUGAUUGAUGUCUCAAAGAAGCCGGAGGCGAGGAAUACAGCAUCCAGGGCUGCCGCUGGCGGGACCUUGGAUCUCGGCAAGAGGACAGAGAAGGGUGCUCGAUCUGCAAAUCGGCCACUUCCAGUCCGCCCUGCUCGCCCCCCCGCCGAUAUCCAGCGACCAUUGCUGCGGCUCGUCACCGAAUCGGAGUUUGUCAUCCCAACGAGCGAGAAUAGUCAGCAAAUUCAUUCUCCGUACUCAUCCCCUGUUGGUCGGACCAGCUACCGUGUGAUGUUACCUGUUUCCGCACACCAGCGGCAGCAGCAGCCUUGUGUUAGCACUACGCUGAUGUCUCCGCCCCACACCCCUCAUUCUGCUGAAAGUACCUCCUAUUUGCAGCCAACAAAGCCGAACAUCAAGUAUCGAGUGCUCCUGACCCCAUCCAGCACUCCCACUCCCGAACUUGGAACCACAUUUGACUGGACAGAUACGUACGGACUCGUUAUUUGA
Messenger RNA from Dacryopinax primogenitus, 1302 nucleotides. RefSeq lists its product as uncharacterized. Bases 1 to 1302 code for a protein of 433 amino acids. Lineage: Eukaryota; Fungi; Basidiomycota; Dacrymycetes; Dacrymycetales; Dacrymycetaceae. The transcript has 4 exons. The record is from RefSeq and is a predicted model, not a curated record.